Molecule: messenger RNA, 2265 nt
Organism: Anthostomella pinea
Lineage: Eukaryota; Fungi; Ascomycota; Sordariomycetes; Xylariales; Xylariaceae
Source: the annotation of a GenBank genome assembly
AUGGGGGACCGUUUUGUCACCGGCCACCGUCUCGCCAACGCACUCUUGAGAUUUGGUGCCAAGUUCCAGGUUCCAGCCCCCGAUACCUCAGAUCGAGCUAGACGGCGAUCAUCCGCCAAGUUGACGAUACCUAAUCCCACCACUCCCGUUUACGACUGUCACGAAGUGUACGACUCCCCUUUACCAACACCCGACCAGCGCCGGCAGCAGCGCAGACCUACCCCCAGGUCCCCUUCUUCCCAACAAGCUCACCAACCUCCCAUUUCCACAUCCGAGCCGGGAUCGACGCCAGCUUCUCAUCGUCGCCUCCGCCGCACUCCCAACUUCUCCGCUACUCCCAGCCCUCGCCCAGAGCAGCAGCAGACUCACCAGACGCGCCAACCCCUUGGUCGUGUCACCGUCGCUCUCGGGCCCGGAGGUCGCUAUAUUCUUGCUGAUGCUAAGCCGAAGGUUCGCCAACGACCCGCACGCCAACUCUCACAGGACAAUCUCAGCGGGGAUUCCCUAGCAACCUCAUCUCACCUACCCUCACUGCACAGUCGACCGAGCCACGCUUCCCUAGACCCGGACAGAAUCGAACCGCACCCCGUCGUCCGCAUCUCCAAGCAUACCCACAGUGCCAUUCUGUAUGCGCUUGAGGAAUCACUGCGCGGACCCAAAGACAUCUCGGACGAUCCGGUCGAGUUAUACUCUCAGAUGGCAGACUUGAUGGGUGGACGCGGCCCGCCCACCACCAAUGGGAAUGGAAGCGCAUCGGCGCGAGCCACAACCGCCCGCGCUGCUGUUGGCUCUCCUUCCGGGAUUAGAGGACCUCGAAUGAUUAUGCAGGAACGAGCAGCCCGCGAGGCAAGACAACGAGAGGAGCGAGAACGACUAGAGCGGCAACACGCCGAAGAGGAGGCGCAAUUGCGAGACGAGGCGGUGCAAAGAGAAGCAGAGCGUAGAGCUGCCGCUGCUGGCGCUGGUACAUCAUCAGCCGGUGCCAUCCACACUGGUGCAGAUCCUUCUGCUUCACGAAGAUCGGCACAACCUGCACAACCUACAUCAGGUCGUGCCACAACUGACAAUGGCGCUCGCACUGCGGGGCCUUCCCGGGUGCCCUCCAGUGCCCAGGCGCAAGCUUCACAAACCACGCGCCACGGACGAACUACUUCCGGUCCUGCCCAAGGCGGUCCUGGUGUCUCGUCCGGCCCGGCGGCUGCUGGUCCUUCCGGAACACAACCUCAACCUGGAGAGUUCUCAACGGCUAUCGGACGAGGUAGAAACUCGUUCCCCCAUGCAUUCGAGCGCUGGGAGACUCUGUCUGCUCACUGGGAGGGAUUAACUAGCUUCUGGAUUCGCCGGCUCGAACAGAGUUCGCAGGAAAUCAGUAAUGAUCCGGUUUCGCAACAGCUCUCCCGACAAGUUACCGACCUGUCAUCUGCGGGUGCGAAUCUGUUCCAUGCCGUGGUCGAGCUGCAGCGCUUGCGGGCCUCCUCGGAGCGCAAGUUUCAACGGUGGUUCUUCGAGACCCGAAGUGAGCUAGAACGCAACCAAGAAGUCACUGCCAUGCUGGAAUCCGCGCUGGAAGAGGAACGACGGAACAGAGCCGAAGCAAUUCAAGAAGCUGUCGAACAUGAGCAAGGAUCCUCAAAGAUUCAGAAGCAGCUGGCCGAGAUGCGCAAGGAACUGACCAUCUCCAAGGAGGAGGCUCGACGUGCGUGGGAGGAACUUGGUCGACGCGAACAAGAAGAGCGUGACCGAACGACAUCUCUGCAGCUCGGUCAGCCCACCAUCGUCGGUGGCGUCCAGGUUGUCCCCAUGACUCAGAGUGUCAGCCGCGGUAACAGCCAGCCGGAUCCUCGCUAUGCCCAACCCGAAUCUUCAGAUUAUGCGCAGUCGCCCACCUCGCGUAUGUCUCGUCCCGAACAGACUCCGGCUCCGGCUGUUCAGCCAGUCGCAACCUCGGCCGGCAGUAACCCUGCCUUCCAGACUCCUUCCGCCGUGCAUCAUCAGCCAAGCUACGGUUCGGAAGGAACCUAUAGUGAAGAAGAAUUCGAGACCCCUGCGACGCAGCCCGGCGUGUACCAACCGACCGGCUCCGCACCACAGCAGCCCCGGUACUCGUCGGCACCGGACUACAGCGGCACCGGAUACUCGGCGCCCGGAUGGGAAGAGAUGCAGCCGCGUCAUCAUCACCCGACGCGUCUAAGCGAUGUGCUCGAGGAGGAAGAGGAGCGAAGCCGCACCAGUGCGAGCCACAGUCAAGUCAGUCGGCGCCACUAA